Messenger RNA from Carassius carassius (crucian carp), 3426 nucleotides. Its product is annotated as rho GTPase-activating protein 24-like. Gene Ontology annotation, biological process: negative regulation of ruffle assembly; negative regulation of Rac protein signal transduction; wound healing, spreading of epidermal cells. Bases 968 to 2830 code for a protein of 620 amino acids. Lineage: Eukaryota; Metazoa; Chordata; Actinopteri; Cypriniformes; Cyprinidae. Gene Ontology annotation, cellular component: focal adhesion. Gene Ontology annotation, molecular function: GTPase activator activity. The record is from RefSeq and is a predicted model, not a curated record. The transcript is spliced from 7 exons.
AAAGUGUAACAGUCUUUGAAAUUCAGUUAGGGAGUAUGACUUAAUUUGACGGUAAACUGAAGAGGUGCUGACUCUGGAGACUUUGGACAAUUAAGUCCAGACAAAUUUAACCUCCCCUCAGAGGCGAAAACAGACGUGUCUCUCUUGAUUUCACCAUCAACAAUGGCAUAGGACUGAGACCACUUCAAUUGGCGGUGUCACAGGGAACAUCUACUUUGAUCCAGACUUCUUUCCAUUUAACUGAAAAGCUCUUUAUCAAUGAACUCCCAGAGGAAGAACCCUGGACCGUUAUAAGAGGUUGAGUGCUGGAUGGACAAUUUGGAGUUAUGGAGAGUGAUUCCAUAACUCUUCUUCGGGACACAUGUUGAAUUGCAACAAAUGUAAUCUGCUUUCUCUUUUUACCAGGACUAAGGGCACCAAAUUUAUUAACAAACACUUUACUUUUCAAUAAACUGUUAGCUUUGCUAAGCUCCUGCCCUUCAACUUUUGAACUCUUAGAAUUGACACUGAAGGAAUAUUUUUUAUAGAAAUGUGCUUAAAAUAAGAGGUGUGCACUUGAACAAUGCGUCCUCUUUCAGAAUGAGGACUGUCAUCUGAUUUGGAAUGUUGAUAUAUCUGAUAAGCACGGAUUUCUGCGCUGAAGAGUCAGUGUUACACAUCAGCUGGAGAGAGAGAGAGCUUCGCUUCGGUGCAUUAAGCUUCAUCAACUUACCUGCAGACAGGAGAGUGAGAGAGGGGGAGGAGGAAGAGUAAAGUAGAAAGAAACAUCCAGUUCUAGACCAAACAAGUUUGCAAAACAUGAGCUAAAGGGAUUUAGGUUCAGUGAGGACAUUGGUUCGAUGCCAGUUUCAGGAUCGCUACAAAGACUGAAAACAUCCCAGGGUGAGGUCAGGAUAGCGGAUUUGUGUGUGUCCUAAAAAAAGAAAGAAGACACAGCCAUAAAGACAUAAUUGAAAAGACAGACAAGAUGCCUGAAAACAAGCAGACAAUCCAGCGGACUGGAAGCUAUCUGUCUCACUCUGCUUACAGGAAGAUAAAAAGGGUGCUGAGCUUCAGAAGACGUGUAUUUGGUCAAAGGUUGGAUGAGACAGUCCUGUAUGAGAGGAGGUAUGGGGAUCACAUGGCUCCAUUGGUGGUGGAGCAGUGUGUUGACUUCAUCCGAGAGCACGGUCUCACUGAGGUGGGACUCUUCAGGCAGCCAGGCCAGGCAACACUGGUUAAAGAGCUACAGGAAGCGUUUGAUGCUGGGGAGAAACCAUCUUUUGACAACAGCACAGAUGUUAACACAGUAGCAUCUUUGCUAAAGCUAUACCUCAGGGAGCUGCCUGAACCUCUGGUGCCAUUUUCUCGCUAUGAAGAGUUUCUUGUAUGUGGCAAAAGAAUCCCCUCAGACAGAGAAAAGGGUUUGCAAGACUUGAGGAGGCUCCUUCAUGAGCUACCUGUAGCGAACUUCAACCUCCUGAGAUACAUCUGCCAAUUCUUAAAUGAUGUCCAAUCAUACUCCAGUGUCAAUAAGAUGAGUAUCCAGAACUUGGCAACAGUUUUCGGGCCAAAUAUCCUAAGGCCUAAAGCUGAGGAUCCAGAAAGUAUAAUUGGAGGGGCAGCAGUUGUGCAACAUCUAAUGUCUGAACUGAUCCGUGAGCACAACCAGCUCUUCUCCAAAGAGAACUGCAACAUUACUGAAACAUCUUUACAAAUCGCCCACCCUAUAAGACACAGUAACCUUGUGGAAUGGGUGCACGAACCACCUGCCCACCUGAGAGAACCUCUGUUGAGCAAAAAUCACAUGGUCCUUCCAGAUCAGACUGUUGCCUGUCAACAUAAACACUCUCUACCACUAAACACAGAGUCUUUUCAAAGACCUUAUAACAAAAACAUUACCCAUUUAUCAGAGACGGAGCAACAACUUCAAGAGAACUCUUCACCAACCAGCUCUGCUCUGAUUUAUGACAACUGCAGUCAGCAAAGCUCAGCACAAGAAUCUCUCCAUAAAAGACAUGUACCUUCACCCUCCACCCAACCACCUGCCUGCUCUUCUUUGAGCAAAGAACUGGAAGCUGGAGUUCAAAUAUCUAUGCAGUCAAGGACCUGGCCAGACAUGGAAGAACCCAGCUGGGGACCAGAGAAAGCAUUAGAGGAAAGUGGAGGCAGCAGUGAAGCCCAGGAAAUUACUUUAUCUGUCUAUGACAACAUAGUUACUGAGGAGCAGGGGGAGCAAUAUAUAGAAGACAGGGAGGCCAAAGGUACUGCCAGUGUGGUUGAGAGCAACAGCUCUUGGUCAUCCUGUGAGAUUGUGCCUUUAGAUGGGGGCAGUGGAAGUGGUGGAACUGCAAAUCCUCGCAAUGUCUCCCCAGGACAGUUCCCCUCAUUCAGAAUGGACUCUAGAGAGGAACAACUUCAUCCUAACUCCCCUGCCUCAUCUUCUGCUCCUACAGAUGCUUCUUUAAGCACUGGCAGCAGUGAAGCCUUUUUGCCAAAUAAUCCUCAAGAGCCCCUGAUCUUUCCAGCUUCCCAUGUAAUGCAGUGCCUUGUUGCAGGUCUUCGUCAACAGAUGACCAAGCAAAAGGCAGAGUAUGACGCAAAAAUCAACAGGCUGGAGCAGAGGAACAAGGUACUUCAGGGGGAAGUUGCAGGGCUGCGUUCAUCUCUGGAGCAGCAUCGGCGUUGGGUCAGUGUGGCUGAGAUCAAGAUGAGAAAUGUAGAGCGAGCCCGUGCAGAUGCUGAUAGACGGAAUGCCACUCUGCAACAGGAAAUGGAGCAGUUCUUCGAAACAUUUGGCGAGCUUAAGGCAGAGGCCCAGAAAACCAGUCGCAUUGUUCAGAGUUUUUGAAACAUUUAUGUGCAGCAUAUUAAGGUUUCGCUCUUUUAAAGCAAUGUUUUCCAACUCUGGUCAUGGAGUUACCCCCAAUAGCAUAAAUUAUUGAUGUCUUUCUUAUCUGAUACCUCCAUAUGGGAAUUUCUCUCAACAAACUAUGAACUGAAUUAGGGAGACAUACAAACAUGUUACAGGUCUGUACAAAUGAGGAUGCAUUUCUGAGGGAAACCAUUUCCCCACUUUCAGGUACAAUUCUGUUGCCUAAACUACGGUGCAGACCAGCAUGUUCAAAAUAAUAUUAAGGCAAUUUUUGCCAUUUUAAGUGAUCAAAGACAAUGGAAUGACCCAAAGUAGGAUAAUAUUUUAUGAUGUCUAGUAAGCAUGGAUGCCAUAUUUGAUUAAAGAGAUUAAUGAAAACUAGAACCUUGGGGAUGCUUUUAAGAUAAAUGAGCUCAGACUUAAAAAUGUUCCGCCCUGGCUGAGGGUCACUGUACAUUUUUUUCAAUUGGGUCCUGUGACACAGUCAUACCUUUCACACAAAUAAAAUGUUCAUACACUGAAUGUAUUUUUAACAUAUGAAAUAAAACAUAAAACAACCAAAACAAUCAGUA